CGCUCGAUAGCUUCAAGAUUUUUCAAGAUGGUUCGUUACGCUGCUGCCGCCCUCGCUACCAACCCAGAAAAAACCUCCCGCGCUCGCGGCGAGUACCUCCGCACGCACUUCAAGAACAUGCGUGAAGUUGCUGCUGCUCUGACUGGCCUCAAACUUACCAAGGCUUACUCUUACCUAAGUGAUGUCUCGGACCACAAACAAAUCAUUCCUUUCCGUCGGUUUGCUGGGGGUGUUGGUCGCGCAAGCCAAGCCAAGCAAUUCAAAGCAACUCAAGGUCGUUGGCCAGAGAAAUCUGUCAAGUUCAUCACCCGUCUGUUGAAGAACGCUGAAUCAAAUGCUGAUGCCAAAAACAUCGAGUUGGAGGACCUUUACAUCAAAAACAUCGUUGUCCAGCAAGCUCCUAAAACCCGUCGUCGUACGUACCGUGCCCACGGUCGUAUCAAUCCUUACCAGGGCCACCCCACGCAUGUCGAAAUCAUCCUCUCGGUGAACGAAGCUGAAGUUGAACGGAGCAAGGACAAGGAUGUCGUCUCGCCCCUCUCAUCACUGAACCGGCGACAGGUCGCAAGGAAGCGGAUCGAGGCAGCGCGCGCUUAGAUGUUUAUGAUGGGUUGGCGGUCCUAUGAUUAACAUCUAUGUCAGUUGGGAGGGCGAUGCGUUAGUCUUAAUUGCUAUGUAUACGAGUAUGCCUCAUGCCAUGACUUAAAAUGCUUACUCUCACGUUCAGAGCUCUCACUAUUGUGUCUUAGUGUGAAUAGUCUCUUAGAACUCAAUUCAGAUGAUAUAUAGUUCGCCAAUUGAUAUAUUUCGUCAACG
Messenger RNA from Serpula lacrymans var. lacrymans S7.9, 816 nucleotides. RefSeq lists its product as uncharacterized. Gene Ontology annotation, cellular component: ribosome; cytosolic large ribosomal subunit. The record is from RefSeq and is a predicted model, not a curated record. Gene Ontology annotation, molecular function: structural constituent of ribosome. Bases 28 to 597 code for a protein of 189 amino acids. The transcript has 6 exons. NCBI's taxonomy places the organism in Eukaryota, Fungi, Basidiomycota, Agaricomycetes, Boletales, Serpulaceae. Gene Ontology annotation, biological process: cytoplasmic translation.